This is a messenger RNA of Pygocentrus nattereri (red-bellied piranha), 1109 nucleotides long. It is a transcript of the gene tmem163b, whose product is annotated as transmembrane protein 163b. The record is from RefSeq and is a predicted model, not a curated record. Gene Ontology annotation, cellular component: synaptic vesicle membrane. The transcript is spliced from 8 exons. Gene Ontology annotation, molecular function: zinc ion binding. Lineage: Eukaryota; Metazoa; Chordata; Actinopteri; Characiformes; Serrasalmidae. The coding region runs from base 163 to 984 and encodes 273 amino acids.
CACUAAAACGGAAUCAAACUUCCCUUCGCUACAGUUCCACUCAGUUCGCCCAGGCAGGGCUGCUCGCUCCUUUGGUCUCUCGCUCCCUCCUUCUUUCCCUCCUUCCCUCCGCCGUUCCCCUCGAAAUUUCUUCGCAUGCUGGUCGCUUGAAACCUGCCGACGAUGACGGACUCGAGCUCGGCUCCGGACGCCACCGGCACCCCGGACCCAGCCGUGGUGGACCCGGCUGCUCAGAACGGACAGCCGGACAGGGGGAGUGCCCCAGAGAGUUUCAGCGUGGAUCAGGAGAUGAAGAUAAGCGAUGUGGAGGAUAAAGACCUCCUGGAGAGCAGCCUGCGUCUGAAGCCCCACGAGGCACAGAGUUACCGUAAGAAGGCCCUGUGGGUGUCAUGGGUGUCCAUCGUGGUGACGCUGAUCCUGGCCGUAGCCGCGUUCACUGUUUCGGCGAUGAGAAGCAGUGCCUCAGCGUUUGGCUUUGCUUUUGAUGCCACCCUAGACGUGCUGUCCUCCAUCAUCGUGCUGUGGCGCUACAGCAAUGCAGCAGCUGUGCACUCAGCACACAGAGAGUACAUUGCAUGUGUUAUUCUGGGGGUGGUGUUCAUCCUGUCUGCUCUAACCAUUCUGGUCAAAGCCAUCCAUGCCCUCGCCACCAAAGUACUGCCUGAAGUGGAUGAUUUCCUCUACAGUGUGUCGGUGAUCAGUGGUGUGGUGUGUGUGAUUCUGGCCGUGCUGAAGUGCAUGCUGGGGAGAGUCCUGACCAGCAGAGCCCUCAUCACAGACGGUUUUAACUCGCUGGUGGGUGGAGUAAUGGGUUUCUCUAUCCUCGUCAGUGCUGAGGUGUUCAAGCAUAACCCUAAAGUCUGGUACUUGGACGGUGCCAUCGGCGUCUUGAUCGGACUCAUCAUCCUCGCCUACGGCAUCAAGCUGCUGAUGGACAUGGUGCCCCGCAUUAGACAGACCAGACACUACGAGCGCUUCGAGUAGGACACAGUCGGAACAGAGGGAUGCAUAGAAUGGACCCUGUCCACCCACAUGCACUGUUGUAGAGGCUCUCCCCCGAAGAAGGAAAACACCCACACAAGCACACACACACACACACACACGCACAC